Molecule: messenger RNA, 2094 nt
Organism: Ceraceosorus bombacis
Lineage: Eukaryota; Fungi; Basidiomycota; Exobasidiomycetes; Ceraceosorales; Ceraceosoraceae
Source: the annotation of a GenBank genome assembly
AUGGCUUCAGGCAUCGGCAAUCUCAGCACCCUCUUGAAGCGGUGAGUAGCGCUUGCGCCGCGCUCGCUCGCUCGACUUGCCCUAGCUGAGACUUGCAGCUCGCACAUUGCCAGGCUGGAAGCUGCGACGUCUCGUCUCGAGGAUAUUGCAGUCGCUCAAGCCCAAGGAGUCGCUGCGGCCGUGUCAGCUGGACCAUCAGCUGCUGGUCAUUCUGGCGUGGCAGCCUCUGCACCCGCAGCGGCAGCAGCAGCAGCUCCGAUUGAGGAACCUGCAGUCAUCGAGGCAUACAACGAGACUGUCGCUCCUGCGCUGAAGAAGUAUGUGGAUCUGAGCGCCAAGCUUGGCGGCGCGGUGCAUGAGCAAGUGAGUGGGCAGGAGUGCUGUGGGACAUAAGCGCUGCAAGACACCCAGCGAGAAGGAAAGCUGCUCACUCACGGGUGCUUUGCCCAGGCGAAAUGCCUCGCAGCAGGCUUCGAGGCCCAAAAGCACCUCAUUCAUCUUGCUUCGGCAUCAAGAAAGCCUCCUGGUGGCUCUCCCACCACAGGUCCUGGUCCCGGAUUUGUGGCGCUGCUCAAGCCUUUGCAAACAGAACUUAUAGCUACUACAGAAGUGCGGGAUCAGAAGCGUGGUGACAAGGCUCUCUUCAAUCAUCUGUCUACAGUUGCUGAAGGCGCACCUGCCCUGGGCUGGGUCACCAUAGUAAGUGCAAGGUGCAUGAAACUGAUGGCGAGACUUCCAGACUGAUCGGCCUCUGCUGCACCCGACAGGAGCCGAAGCCUGCACCUUAUGUCAUUUCGACGAAGGAAUCCGCAGAGUUCUACUCGAAUCGGGUCAUUAAGGAAUACAAGGAUGAUGCUGACAGGACGCAUGUGGAAUGGACGCGCAGCUUUGUUGCGCUGCUGAGCGCUCUGGCUGCGUACGUCAAAGAGCAUCACACCACUGGGUUGGCGUGGAACCCGAGAGUGAGUCGGCAUCAUAAUCGACACCGCUUUGGAGACAUUCUUGUCGCAAUGCUGAAUGCUGAGCCCCUUGGCUGCAGGGAGGGGAUGCCGCAGCUUUCGCAAGUCCAUCUAGCGCUCCAGCUGCUCCAGCUGCUCCUCCCGCACCUCCUGCACCGCCUUCUGGCGGCCCGCCUCCUCCUCCGCCCCCUCCUCCCGCUGGCUUGCCGUCCGCGCCAGUGGCAGCUGGAGGUAUGGACGCAGUCUUCAGUCAGCUUAAUCAGGGAGAGGGCAUCACAAGCGGAUUGAAGAAGGUGGACAGAAGUCAAAUGACGCACAAAAAUCCAGAGCUACGCGCCAGCGGUGAGUAGACAGAGAGAAAUUGGCGAGCAGCAGGCGGUGGCGGUACUGACAUCACAUUGAUCCACAUCUUGAACAGCCCCUGUCCCAGCUUCUGGAUCGAAGCCCACGCCACCCAAACCGGGCGCGAAACCUGCUUCUUUCAGACAAAAGAAGCCUGCAAGGACGGAGCUUGAGGGCAACAAGUGGUCUGUUGUGAGUUACCUUUCGGCUUACGCGCGGACAGCUCGUCACCAAGAUGGAUCACAGCUGACCGAGCAGGAUCUGCCACGUUUAUUGCCAGGAAAACCACGAGGACAAUAGGGAGGUUGUCAUCGAUGCGACAGAACUGAAUCAGACAGUGAACAUCUUUGGGUGCAAGAACUCUACCAUCCAAAUUCGGGGCAAGAUCAAUGCGGUGUCCAUGGGUAAGUUGGGAAAUCGGAAGGGAGUUUCAGACGCGUGAGAUUGAUCUUUUCACAAUCUCCAAUCAACAGUCUCCUGUCAAAAGACUUCAAUCUUGCUGGAUACUCUGGUGUCGGCACUUGAGAUCACAUCGUCCCCAUCCUUCGCUGUGCAAGUGACCGGUCGCACCCCAACCAUCUUGAUCGACAGCUGCGACUCUGGUCAAAUUUACCUCUCUGCCGAAGGGAGCGAUUCGGAAAUCGUGACUUCGAAGUGCAGCGCUAUCAACGUCAGCGUGCCCGUGGAAGGAGGAGAGGAAGGGGAAUUGAAAGAGUUUGCAUUGCCCGAACAGCUCAGGCAUGGCUUCAAAACCGGAAAGAUUUAUACGGAGGUCGUCGCGCACACUGGUUGA